Corylus avellana is the source of this 4091-nucleotide messenger RNA. The record is from RefSeq and is a predicted model, not a curated record. NCBI's taxonomy places the organism in Eukaryota, Viridiplantae, Streptophyta, Magnoliopsida, Fagales, Betulaceae.
ACUGACCAACUCAGGUACCGCAACACAUUUUAGUUUAGAAGUUUUGGCUAGUGAUAGAUAAAUCAUAGAGUGAUUGAAGACUAUCCUAAGUAUUGUAUAUGGGCCUUGAAUUUCAAACCUUUCAGUUUUCAAAUAAUUCUUUUGGACCUCAAGCAUAAGUCUUACUUAGGUAUACAAUCUGCUAGCACAAGUAGAUUUUCCAGGGCUCUUACUAGGAUCAAAACAUUAAAUUAAGGUUUUCACCUCAUUAAAGUCCACAUGUACCUCUUAUUAGGACAAAAACAUUAAACUACCUAAAAUUUCCAUCUUAUUUUAGUCAAUAGGUGCUUUAUAAGUCACUCAGCUGGUUUUGCUUCCUAAUGUUAUCAGAGCAGAAGUUGUUUUCUUUCUAAUGUAUUAUGGGAAUUUCCAAAUGUCCCAACAUGUCAAUUAAAAUAAUGAACUUCUGCUUUUGCAGGAACAUAGAGCUUUGUGAAGAAAUUAGAUUGCUAAGAAGUCUCAUUCAUAAUGCCCCGUUGAAUAUAGAGUAUUCAAGUCCUACAUGAUUGCAUAUUUGUGGAUGACUUUGACAAACAACAUUCAAGUCCUAUUAGAUAUGAUUGCAUAUUUGUGGAUGAAUUUGACAAAUAACAUUCAAGUCCUAUUAUAUAUGAUUGCAUAUUUGUGGAUGACUUUGACAAAUAACAUUCAAGUCCUUCCUAUUUUAAAAGAAGAAUCCAAGAACGUACAUCGUGUCUUGAAAAUUGGCUAUAGUAAUUAAAUUCACACCAUAAAUUCAAGUCCUUGCUGUAUCUCACUCUGCCUUACACCAAUAUGUCACCAACAUUCUGCUUCUCUCCAUUACCAAUGAAGCUUCACAGCCGCAACUUAUACCUUGAUGUCAUUCUUCUCUUUUCUAUAACCCUACUAUGCUUCCAACAUGCCACUCUUGCUGCUUCCACUCAAACCAAUGAGACAGAUCGUUUGGCUUUGCUGAAAUUCAAAGAGAUGAUAACCAAUGACCCAUUUAACAUCGUCACCUCUUGGAAUAAUUCUAUCCACUUCUGCAACUGGCAUGGAAUUACAUGCGGCCGCAAGCAUCAAAGAGUUACGGCCUUGGACCUGCAUGGCUAUACCUUAAGUGGAUCCAUAUCACCUUACAUUGGCAACCUCAGCUUUCUUAGGUUGGUCAACCUCUCAGACAACUUCUUACACGGCGUAAUUCCAAAACAAGUCACUCAUUUGCUUCGGCUACAACAUCUCAAUCUUAGCAUUAACUCGUUGACAGGGGAAAUUCCAAGCAACUUCACCAACUGUCCUCAACUCAGAUUCUUGGACUUCCAAAGGAAUAAUCUUACUGGAAAUAUUCCUGUUGGACUCGGCUUUUUAAAGAGGCUUGUGCGGCUUGACGUUUCCUCAAAUCAUUUGACGGGAGGCAUCCCACCUUCUUUGGGAAAUGUUUCUUCACUCCAUGUACUUCACUUUUCGUAUAAUUAUUUCGUGGGAAAUAUUCCAGAUGAAAUAGGCCAUUUGCAAAGGUUAGUUUUCUUCGGAGUUGCGAUAAAUAAUUUGUUUGGUACGUUCCCUUAUUCCCUUUGCAAUAUAUCAAUUUUGAAGAUCAUUGACGUCGGAUCUAACCGAUUUAAUGGCAUUCUUCCGGCCAACAUAGGCCUCACUCUCUCUAAUCUCCUGUACUUGUACAUCGGUGAUAACGAAUUCUCUGGUCCAAUCCCAGUUUCUCUAUCCAAUGCUUCCCAACUUGAAUUUCUUGAUCUCACCCGAAACAAUUUCGUGGGACAAGUUCCAACUGGUCUAGGCAACCUGCUAAGUCUCAGUCUUUUAGUUGUUGGUGGAAAUAAUCUUGGAAGUAAUUCAGUCAAGGACUUGGAUUUUGUAACAUCUUUGGAAAACUGCACCAAACUUGAAACGCUAGGUUUUUUUGAUAACAAUUUCGAAGGUAGUUUACCAGAUUCUAUAGGAAAUUUGUCGAAGCAACUCAGUGAUUUAUAUAUUUAUGGCAAUCAAAUAUCUGGAAUUAUUCCUGCAGCAUUAGAGAAUCUCAUUAACUUAAGAAUCCUCGGCAUGGAGGAAAAUCUGUUCACAGGCACCAUUCCCACUUAUUUUGGGAAGUUCCACAAGCUGCAAGGAUUGGAUUUGCAAAGAAACAGAUUGUCGGGGCAGAUACCAUCCUCUCUAGGCAACCUCACUCAAUUGGUAGAUCUUUACUUAAAUCAAAACAAAUUGGAAGGAAGCAUACCAUCAAGUUUUGGAAACUGCAAAAGUUUGCAAUUCUUAGAUAUUUCCCAAAAUAACCUUAGUGGAGCCAUACCACAAACAAGUCUUUCUUCCCAAUUACUUGCAAUCGACUUAUCACAUAACUCAUUCACGGGCAUCCUACCCAUGGAAGCAGGCAAUUUGAAAAAUAUUGUGAUUUUGGAUGUAUCUGAAAACAAUUUGUUUGGUGAGAUUCCUACAACCAUUGGAGAUUGCUUGAGUUUGCAAAACCUUUACUUGCAGGGUAAUUCAUUUGAAGGAAACUUGCCUACAUUUAUGGCUUCCUUGAAAGACCUUCACCAUGUAGAUCUUUCACGAAACAAUUUUUCGGGAAUAAUUCCUAAAGAUCUACAGAAAGUUUCAGUUCUACUGUAUUUGAAUCUUUCAUUUAAUAAUUUGGUGGGCGAGGUACCAACAAAGGGAGUCUUCCGAAAUGCAAGUGCAAUAUCAGUGAUAGGAAAUAAAAAGCUUUGUGGAGGUAUUCCAGAACUAAAACUACAAGCAUGCGAUGUCAAAGUUAUGAAGCAAGGAAAAUCCCCUGCAUUCAAAUUGACAGUCAUAGUUGUUAGUGGGGUUUUAUGUUUCAUCCUAUUUUCAUCAUUUCUUAUCCUUUAUAGGAGGAGAAAAUCAAAAAAAGAAUCAUCUUCUACACUCCCCAAAACCAACUUUCUUUCAAAUGUUUCAUACAAGGAGCUCUAUCAAACUACUAACGGAUUUUCUCCUAGCAAUUUAAUUGGAUAUGGUAGUUUUGGCUCAGUAUAUCAAGGAAUUCUUGAUCAAGAAAAAAUGAUGGUUGCUGUGAAAGUAUUAAACCUUCAACAGAAAGGAGCUUCCAAGAGUUUCAUGGCUGAAUGUAAUGCGUUAAAAAACAUACGGCAUCGAAAUCUCAUUAAGAUCUUAACUUGUUGCUCAAGCGUGGACUAUAAUGGCGAUGAAUUCAAAGCUCUAGUUUACGAAUUUAUGGCAAAUGGAAACUUAGACAAGUGGCUGCACCAGGAUAGAGAGAAUGAAAGUCCACCAAGAUAUUUGAACCUCCUUCAAAGACUAAAUAUUGCAAUUGAUGUAGCUUUUGCGCUACAUUAUCUUCAUGAUCAAUGUGAAACACCAAUCAUUCAUUGUGAUUUGAAGCCAAGCAAUGUUCUUCUUGACGAUGACAUGAUUGCUAAAGUAAGUGAUUUUGGUUUGGCAAAGAUCCUCUCUACAAUAAAUGAUGUUUCUCAAAAUCAAACUAGCACAGUUGGAAUAAAGGGUACUAUUGGCUAUGCUGCUCCAGAGUACGGAAUGGGUGGUGAAGCAUCAACACAUGGAGAUGUUUAUAGCUAUGGAAUAUUUGUGUUGGAGAUGUUCACUGGAAAAAGGCCAACUGACACUAUGUUUAAAGAUGGUUUCAGCCUUCAUAACUUUGUUACAACGGCAUUGCCAGAGAAACUUGUGCAAAUUGUGGAUCCAAAUCUUUUCAAAAGAGAAGUUAAUGAAUUAGCAGUGGCAACAGAAGAAGAUGACUACACCGACAAUGAUCACAAUGAUAUUGAGGCAGUAGAAGAAAGAAUCCUUAUUGAGAAUCUCAGCCAGAUGGAUUCUAAUGUGCAAAAGUGCCUACUUUCAGUUUUCAAGAUCAGUCUUACUUGUUCAUUAGAAUCAGCAAAGGAAAGAAUGAAUAUGUGGGAUGUCACUAGGGAACUACAUCGAAUAAAAAAUGCCUUUCUAAAGGCUGGGAUCCAUGGAUAAGGACCAAAUAAGAGUUUUGUGAAGAAAUGAUCAGAUUGCAGAAAAGUCUCCUUCGUAAUGCCCAACAUUAGCUUGGCUGUUUGUACGAGUAUGUAUUUUGUUGGAAUAAA